AUGUGUCAAGCUAAAGCGUGUUUGAUUGUGUACGAUGAUGACAGCGACAACGUUGGACCAGAAAUCUGGCCUCAAGAUUCUGCAGCGGUACAAUCCAUGAUACAAAAUUAUGUUUGUCAAAGCACUGAGAAAUCUCCCAAGACCUUUGAGAUUCAAGACUUUUUCGACAACAGAAAGAACAUGAUUGAAGCUGAGAUUUCCAAAUUGCACAAACAAGAAAGAGAGAUCAUGUAUCCAACAUGGGAUCAGAGUUUGAACAACAUGGAUAAGGAGCAACUGUGGGCGGUCCUUGCUGAUGUGAAUGCUAAGAUUGGAGCCUGUGAUCAGAGAAUCGCCAUGUUGAAAAACAAGAAUAAUCAAGAUCAUGAAAUCAGCAUCGAUGUCAUGGAAAAUAUGUCUCAUCAGCAACCAAAACCAAGUGUUUCUCAUUCGAGCCAACUCAAUUUCAUGUGUCAGAAGAACCAACAACAGCAAGUGAUGUCAAUUGAAACAUUGAUGUCUGUUGAUGAAAAAUAUGAUCAGGUGGUGGGUUUUACUGAUCAAGUUGGUGUACCGCUAGAUUCGACAUUUCAGGUUGGUGGAGUUUCUGACCAUGGAAUUAACAUGAUGAGAAACAUUGAACGAGGUGAUGCUUUCUUUCGUUACAUGCCAAACAUGGUUGCUGAGAGAACUACCUCGUCACAACCAAGUGAACUCAGUUUCAUGCAGAACAAAUCCCACGUUGGUGUUCCUCCAAAUUCAACUGAUCAAUUUGGUGAGUCUUUGAAGUGGUUUAAUCAAUUUGAUGAGUUUGAGUGGCUUAAAGAAUCCAAUGGGACAAAAGAUUUGUCAGAUUCAGUUCUUGGUAAUUUUGUGGAUUGGACUAGUCAACCACAGUUUUCUACCUUGCAGUUGCAGCAGAAAAUUCAUGGUCAAUCUCAGAAUGAGCAACAAGAAGUAGAUUUGCCUCCAUUGCCACCUUCACUGUUUUAUCAGUCUAUAGAACUUUGA
Molecule: messenger RNA, 990 nt
Organism: Vigna radiata var. radiata (mung bean)
Lineage: Eukaryota; Viridiplantae; Streptophyta; Magnoliopsida; Fabales; Fabaceae
Exons: 1
Coding region: 1-990 (329 amino acids)
Source: RefSeq, a predicted model, not a curated record